AUGGCAAACGCAACUCAAUACUUGGAGGAGAAUUAUCCUAGUUCAAACAGUAUUAAUUUAAGUAAUUUAGGAAAUCUAGAAGAACUCGAUAGUUCUUUCAUCAAUAGUGGUAGAAGUCACUCAUAUUAUAUGCGUAAACUUAAAAAGUUAAAGCUCUCUAAUAAUAGGAUCACCGAACUUAAUCUCUUCGGAUCAUCAAAUCUUGCUUAUUUCGAAUGUGAUAAUAAUUUACUUAGCGAAUUAGAUUUAAGUAAUAUGUUUGACUGUCAGAAAAAUACUUUUCUUUCACAAACCAUUACCACUACCACUAGCAAAAAAACGCAAUCAACAACAACCACUAGAAAUAAUUCUGUUACAGCAACGCCAACCAUUGGACAUCUUGCUACAACACCAACCACUAACAAUAAUCUAGGUUUAAAAAUUGGUCUCAGUGUUGUUGGCAUUAUUGCCAUUUUUUUGCUUGGACUAGUAACCUUUUUAUGCUACAAGUAUAGAGUUAGGAGACAAGUAACUCAAGGAACUCCAGUACUGCAAAUAUCAGAAGCUUUGCAAGAUAAAGAGCAAGAACAAGAAGCCCGGAAAUUAGAAACGCUAAGGAAGACAUAA
Molecule: messenger RNA, 606 nt
Organism: Diversispora eburnea
Lineage: Eukaryota; Fungi; Glomeromycota; Glomeromycetes; Diversisporales; Diversisporaceae
Source: the annotation of a GenBank genome assembly